Molecule: messenger RNA, 3600 nt
Organism: Anopheles coustani
Lineage: Eukaryota; Metazoa; Arthropoda; Insecta; Diptera; Culicidae
Exons: 2
Coding region: 487-2346 (619 amino acids)
Source: RefSeq, a predicted model, not a curated record
GGUUGCCCUUCCGAGCCCUUUUAAGUGGAAUGCGAGUGGUAUAUUAUCGAGUCGAGUUGGCUUAAUUUUUUCUCGACGUUUCUUAACUUAUUUUUUGUGCAUUCUACAACCAGGUUGUGCGUGUGUGUCUGUGCUUAAUGUGCAUCACCUCGGAUAGCGGAAUAAAUGCAACCCUUUUGAGCCAGUGUGUGGUGUGUAUGUGCAUCCGUUGAACACCUGUUUACAUUACAAUUGAUCAGUGGCCUUGCGCGAGUUUGCAUGCAUGGUGUGUUGGUGUGCUGUGUCCUUGGCGAGUCGAGCGAUUUAAAAGCGCGCGCCUCCUUAAUCGAAGUGUGCGUUGGUGCGAACAUAUCUACCCAUCAUCCAAAGGAAUAAGUGCAUACCAGAUCGAGAAAAAGUGUUUAGCCUUUGGGGUUUUGUGUUUGUUUUUCGUGACCAAAGGAAGGCGCAGAAGAAACGGUAAAAACGGCGUCCAAAAUAGAAACGAUGGCGGAAGCCCAGCGGCUGAUCGGGAUUUCGCUGGCGAAGAUCGCCCAAUCGCGCGUCUGCCGCGGUGGCGUCUCGCUGCACAAGAACCUGCUGGUCGCGACCGUCCUCCAGAAGGCGCGCUACAUCUUCAUGGAGGAAGCGUACCACAUCGUGCACGGACACUAUCUGCAGCAGCAACAACAACAGCAGCAGCAGCAGCAACAGCAGCAGCAUCACCAUCAUCAUCAUCACCAUCAUCACCAGCAGCAACAGCAGCAACACCAGCUGAUGCAGCAGAAUGGUGGAUAUGAAGGCCACGACUAUUCCUCCGAUAGCAACAAGUGCAACAGUGUGUCCGAAGAGCAUCACUAUCAGCAUCAACGCAACAGCAUGGUGAUGGCAGCGGCCGCGGCUGCCGCAGCUGCUGCUGCUGCCGCCUCUUCCUCCUCCGCAUCUACUACGUCCACUUCCUCCCCGUCGUCUUCCACCGAGGAUGACCUCGUUGAUCCCGUGCACGACGGGGGCGAUGGUGCGGAGGAGGAGGAGGAGCAAGGGGAGCGAAGUCGCGAAACGUCCGGAAGUUCAUCCACCUCGUACUACGAGUGCGAUAGCGUCAUUCUUCCGACCACGAUCGGUGGCCUGCUUCCCCUCGAGCCACUCAACAUGUGUCGUAACAACAACAACAAUAGCAGUAACAACAACAACAGCAGCAGCUUGUCGGUAUCGAAAACGGAGUCGGAAGAGGAAGAAGAGGACGACGAGGAGGAGGAACGGGAGUACGAUGAGGAGGAGAAGGAGAACCACCAUCCACAGCAGCAUGGCGCGGCGUCGUCCCGCGAGGAACAGCAGCGGCAUCCCGACGUGUCACAUUUGUUCCUGCUGCCGGCGCUAGCACCGUGGAUCGGUGGGGCAUCAUCGGAGGUGGAGGACGUGAAGGACCGUGAAGCAAGUGCCUCGACGAGCGAAGAAAGUGGUGACACGCAUAGUUCCGGGGCGUUUUCGUACGCCACCUCGUUUGCCGCCGGCUGCCUCGGGGAUGAUGAGGAAGAGGAGGAUGAUGAUGAUGAGGAUGACGAUGAUGCCACGUGCCAGGAUCUUUCCUGUCAUCAUCGUAACGUCGAGCCGGAAGAACGAACGGAAGGAGGUAGUGUUAAUGCGGCGGUGGUACCUUUUAGCUACUUCGAUGUGGUACCGCAGCAGCAUCCGGAUCGUCGUGGAUCGGACCGGCGCCGGAGAAGACACCGUACGGAGGGUGAUCAGGCGAAGGGAGAGAGUGGGUCGUCCAUUAUUCCGGCGAAGCGUCGCCGUUCGUCGGCCACCGAAUGGGAGCCGGCAAAGUCGGACGAUUCAGACCAGCACCCGUUGGCGCUUCUGGCCACCAAACGGAUCCGAUCGAACGAGGUGCGUCCGGCGGCGUCCGUCGGUUCGUUGCCGUCUUCCACGAUCGGGCUCGUUGGCCAGCAGCCACAGUUUUACUCUUCCCCGCACGAAACCAUCUGCCCGGGCGAUGCCGACGCACUGUCCGAGUGCGUAAACCAGCAGCUCGAGGCGGAAAAUCUUACCACCUCCGGCAAUCACCAACAACAACAACAGCAGCCGGAGGAAGCACCAGGAGGGGAGAGUAGCGAGGAGGAGGAAGAGCGGCCAUCACCACCGGUAGAACCGGAGUCGGUCGUCGGAAAAUCGGCGGUCGAGAGCAUCGACCGGAUAACGUCGCUCGUGUCGAUCUUCAGCUUCGGCAACCUGUCCCGGUCCGUCUCGACGCCCGACUUCUGUGCGGCCCAGGCGCAGAAGGAUACCCGGCCCGACACCGGUUCCUUGCUGGCCGGCCAACUGCAGCACCACGGACAGCACGGCUACCUGACGAUGACCGUAUAACUAAUGCUCCUCCAGGCACUGGACAGUAGUGGAGCCGUCGGUGGUGUAAGGAAUUACUUCGAGUACUAAGACGUGAUAGUAGGUUGUAGGGGUUAAUGGUUAAACGCCAACACAAAAAGCUGGAGCAGCAACAGGGAGGAGGAGGAAGAGAAUCGAAUCAAAACCGCGUGCGACGUUUUGGGUUUUAUUUUUAAUGUAUAUAUUAGCAUUCAUCGGAAACAGGAAACUGCAAAGUUUGAUGAUUGCGAUUUUAGUGUGCCUCUAAAGUAACGCCCAAGAUAAAAUACUAUCUACACGUAUAUAAUCCCCUCCCCUCUCUCUCACUUCACCCCAUCAUUCAUUGUAGUUAUUCAAGCAGCGCGACGCAUAACUGAUCGCGCGGUGAGGAGCAGUACAGGGAGCGGCAGGGAGGGAAAGGCACGAUCGAAAGAUCAAGCACAGGCGAACAGGAGAGAUAAUUGUCUUUGGUGCUACAACAUAACACACACAUACACAUUCAACCCUAGAGGCAGUGAAAACGGUACUUUGCAUGAUCACCAUCAUCAUCAUGGAUGCUCAUGCUUCACUGAUCAGGAGAAGAAAAAAAGAAAGAGAUGAAGCAAAAGCGGGACUAAAAAACCGUCGCGAAAAUCGAACAAAAAGGCCAACAUACACAAACACCAUUCGGAACGUAGGAAGAACCAAAAGCCGAACGGAAGCAGGAGAAACCAGGUGCGCGAUAGAAAAAGACCCCCAGAAACGCUAAAGCUAGGAGGAAGAGAAGGGGGAGGGGGGGAGGUGAAAAAGAAGCGUGUACCACCCAUCAUCCAACGGCAAAAAGCCCCCUCCCAAGAUUGGUUGGUAACGUUAAAGUAGGGUUUUCCGGCGAAGAGCAGGGAAGAUAUUUAUUAUUGAACAUUGCCACGUCGCGAGAAAAAACGGGAAAGGAAAGAUAGGGUAGGAGGGGAUAUGCGGGGGGUAGGGGGACUGAUCAACGGACGAAAGCAACUACUCCAGUAGCAUCAUCAUCCCCUUGCUCAUGAGGGCAGGGCAGGGUACGACGAUGGGGGAAGAUGAUCGCUAUCGCGAGGAAACAGAGAGAAAAUCGUAAGCAUAGGAAGUAAUAGGUGUUUCGAUGAUUUUUUCUUUUUUUCGAUCCGGUGGCGGUUUAGUGCGUCCGAGCUAGAAGCGUGAACUUUAUUCAUUUUCCGUUUGGCAAGACAUUUGAAUUGUAGAGAAGACGAGGAGGAAUAAAAACCAAGAGAGAAAAAGAGA